Lethenteron reissneri (Far Eastern brook lamprey) is the source of this 3577-nucleotide messenger RNA. It is a transcript of the gene DUS2, whose product is annotated as dihydrouridine synthase 2. Gene Ontology annotation, molecular function: tRNA dihydrouridine synthase activity; flavin adenine dinucleotide binding; tRNA binding. Gene Ontology annotation, cellular component: cytoplasm. NCBI's taxonomy places the organism in Eukaryota, Metazoa, Chordata, Hyperoartia, Petromyzontiformes, Petromyzontidae. The record is from RefSeq and is a predicted model, not a curated record. Gene Ontology annotation, biological process: tRNA dihydrouridine synthesis.
UGAGAAGCGCGUGACACGUGGUGGCGGUGUUGGUGGUGUUUGUGUUGGUGGUGGUGGCAGCAUUCUGACGCUGCUGCUGCUGCUGGUGCUGCUGCUGUUGAGUUGCCGGUACCACGACAAACUGCGGAGGGGGAGGAUGGCUGUGGCGGUCGAGGCUUUGCGGCUGAAUUUUGCCGGCCGCUUGCUGUUGGCGCCCAUGGUGCGGAUCGGAACGUUGCCCACGCGCCUGCUCGCCCUCGAUUAUGGAGCCGACAUUGUCUACUGCGAGGAGCUCAUUGAUCUGAAAAUGCUGCAGUGCACGAGGACCGAAAACGAGGCGUUGGGCACUGUGGAUUUUGUUACGUCCAAUGGGAGGACCGUAUUUAGGACGUGCAGCCAGGAGAAAGACAAAGUAGUAUUUCAAAUGGGCACAGCGGAUUCAGAUCGGGCCCUCCAAGUGGCAAGGCUCGUGGAACACGACGUUGCUGCGAUUGAUGUCAACAUGGGCUGCCCCAAGGAAUAUUCAACCAAGGGAGGAAUGGGUGCUGCCCUCCUUUCGGACCCGGAGAAAAUCGAGGAGAUUCUUACAAAGCUCGUCAAAGGAAUUUCGAAGCCUGUGACGUGCAAGAUAAGAAUCCUGCCUUCGUUGGAAGCCACGCUCAGCCUCGUGCGGCGGAUCGAGAAGACCGGCGUGUCCGCCAUCGCCGUGCACGGCAGGACCAAGGAUGAGCGUCCACGGCACGCGGUGCGCUGCGACGUGAUCAAGGCCGUCAGCGAAGCAGUCUCCAUCCCCGUUAUCGCCAACGGAGGGUCAAAUGACUUCAUCAAGAGCUACGAGGACAUCGAAACGUUCAAGGAGGCCUGUGGGACCACUUCAGUGAUGGUUGGUCGUGCCGCCAUGUGGAAUCCUUCCGUCCUGCGCAAGGAGGGCCCUCUUCCUUUGGACGACGUCAUCCACGCGUACAUUCGCUACGCAGUGAAGUAUGACAACUCCCAACACAACACCAAGUACUGCCUCUGCCAGAUGCUUCGCGACCAGCUCGAGAGCCCCUUGGGGAAGCAGUUGUACGCCUGCCAAUCUUUGCAGGAAAUAAGUGACCUCUUCGGGAUGGGCGAGUUCUGCCGGGACACCAGGGAGCGGCAUCGCGCCGCCGUGGAGCGUCUCAACGGCCGGGACGCGACGAGCCGCCUCCUGCGGUCCGACUUGGCCAGUGACGUCACCGCUGGCUACGCUCACUUCGACCGGAGGGAAUACCCCGAGAACGUCACCCCCAAGGCCGUUGUCCUGGAGUGGUGCCGCCACUCGAAACACGGCCAGCCCCAGUACACAACCGAGCAGCGAACCGAAGACCGUUUCUUUCGCUCCGUGGCAGUGGUGGCGGGGAAGAAAUAUUCCACCGUCAACUGGGAAAAGAGUAAAAAGCUGGCGGAGCAGGCGGCCGCGGUGGUGUGCGUGGAGAGCCUGGGCCUCCCGAGCAUGAAGCUAAGCAGGGAGGGGGGCAAAUUGAGCGCCGUCAGUAACAAGCGCAAGCGGGGGGCUGACGGGGAGCAGCAGCGGGGGGAGGAGGUCGCGGAGGUUGGACAGGGCGCCAAGGAGACGGACGUGCUCCGAACGCCGAGUGCGGGGGCUCUCGACGAGGGGGGAAUGGACACGAGAGGCGGCGGUGGCAGCGGUGAGAAAAUCCCUGGCGACUGCUCAAAGGGCACGGUCCGUGCUGAGAAGGGGUCGUCGGAAUGAAGAGCGAAGGAGGAGGAGAAACGGGGCGGAGAGAAGGGCGACGUACAAUAUCUUCAAAAAAAAACCUCCGGGUUUCUAUGCGCGUGUGUGAAGCGAGAAACUGGCUUGCCUGCCCCGACUCGUAUGCGUUUGCACGUGUAAAUGUGGAUACGUGCAACCACUGUUUAGUGGUGAUUCAUAAUUUUUGCAGGCCUUCGUGAGUCUGCUGCCAAGGUGAAGGCUUCCACCGUGCCGCGUCAGUCGCCACGCUCGGUCGGUGCAUGUUAAUGAUGACUGCAGGGUCUUCAUUAAAGCAGAUCGCAGGAUUCAUCAUUAAAGCAGAUCGCAGGGUUCAUUUCACAGCACGCUAACCACUUCGCCACCACUCCGACACCCCGUUUAUUGUCAAUUAUUCAAAGUUAUCAGUCGUGGAGUACUUAUGCAAUUACGGGGUAUGUUUAUUCACAUGUAAUUUGCACAGGAGCCGCAUUCCAAGUGUACGUUAUGUGUACAGAAAAGGUGUGCGCUUAGAGAUAUGGUAAAAUCCCUUCCGUGCCUUGUUUGCAUCUCACAGUGUUUGCAGUUCCAAUUGGAUUGUCAGCCCAAGUUUGAGUUGAGUUGUGCAUUUCACAGUGCUUCAGGAUUCAUUGAUUGAUGCCCAUUUGCCAGUAAUGAGACCGUAAUUAAACCGGUGCUCAUGGUACUUGCUUGAAAAUUGCUUUAGAAAUUUGAACUGCCAUGGCACGCAUUGUUAGCAGCAUUAUACAUCUCCCCUUGUUCAUGCAUAAUGAUGUAUUUUCCGUAAAUUAGAUUAAUUGGCGCGUAAAAAAAACAUAAUUAUGUUUUGCAUGUUGACAUUGUAGAAUGCUUUGUACAAACGAGUCGUCCCUUUGCAAUUUAAAUAAUUCGUGCAAUGUUUUUUAUUCCCUAAACUUUGCAGCGAUAACAAAAAUUACUCAUCAAUCUUCGCCGACUUAGUCUAUUUGGAGGCUGAAACCUGUAAAUGGGUAAAAAAUAGCAUCGUUACCAUGUGUGAAAUCCGUAUACCAUUGUCUUUAGAGGGUACGUUUACGAUAAACAGUUCCAACUAUUUGAAUAUAAUUUACACUUAAUAUACUUGGACAAGCUUACAUGCAAAAUGCGUGCUUUCACUUCGUGCCAAACAAGAUGAGGGCAGUAUUUAUUUUCUCUCUCUCUGCCUCUGCCAUUGCUUCUGCGAUGUGCAGCGGGCGUCAAAACAGCCCGACCAUUUCCAGCUGACGGUGCCAUCUGCCCCGAUUUAUUUUACGUCCACCCUGGGCCAUGUCCAAUGAAUUAAAUAUCAAUUUGUCAGCGAUUUGACAUUCGCACUCUGAAUAAUCCCAGUCGGCCACACUUGGCAGUGUAUUUAAGCAAACAUGAAAUAGCAGCUGACAGCCCUGUCUUGCCAAGCCGGACUUCUUGGGGUAUAGCGAUGCAUCGAUUGGCCGAUUCAUUGCAUUUUAUUUAGCUCGUGAUACAUGCUCUCAUAACAAAAUCACUCCGCAUCUACCCAAGCUCUCGACCGGAUAAUAUAAUCAGAACCGAACACCAUACCAUACAGGGCGGUCCAGAUGUCUUGUUACCCCCCAUUUAAUUAUUUUAAACGUAAAAAUAUUUAGUAAGGUUUAUUUUUAAAAAAACGCAUACAAAGGAACAUUAUUUAGGGGUCAAUUAAUUGGGGGGAGGGGUGUGUCACCCUGUACAAUGCUGCUAUUCUGCACUACAACAGGAUCACAAGCGUAUUCACUAACAAUCGAUGUAUUUCAGGUUGUAAUAUGUUACUGGUAGGAACCACCUGGUUCCACCAGCCCACAGGGGAUUAUUGUGUCCGUCCGUCCGCCCGUCGUGCAUCCAAAAAUG